AUUGUCCCACCUCAAAUUUGCUCAUAGCUUCUGUACGGGUAAUACGACUAGUCGUAAUGUAGGCAUUCAUAGAAGAGAUCAUUUGAUAUGCACAUCUGUAGUUCGACCGACUCAAAUGGGUCCCACAACCCAACUCUGUGGCCACCAACGUCCAAUAGCAUUUGCCCCUCUAUGCAAUUUGGCCAUAUCCACACCAACAACAACAACCAAACUCCCCCCCCAAACUACCAUGCUCCCUUCCUCCAUCCGACCCUUCUCACCUCAUGGGCUUCUCAAUCACCUCACCCCCGCCCACCCACAUUAUCUCCCAACACCGCCCCCACCACCACCACCCACGACCCGACCCUAAACACCUCCCUCUCAAUUUGACCCGCCGCUCUCUCCUCCUAUCCACAACCACUUCUCUCUCCAUCUCCAUUCCCACCACAGCAACCUCUGCUCCUACUCCUUCUCCUCUGCCUCCCUCUCCGCCGGACACCACUGUCACUGACCGGGUUUUUAUGGACUUCAGCCUCUGCCCUAACUAUUUCCGACCCGAAAGAACAUUUGCUGAUGACAUCACCUCACUCUGCUCCGAAUCCGUUCUUCUUGGUCGGGUCGUUCUCGGCCUCUACGGCCGGCUCGUCCCUCUUACCGUCGCUCAUUUCAAAUCAUUGUGCACCAAUACGACCUCUUCUUCUAGUUACAAGGGUACUUUGGUCCACAAGGUUUUCCCUGGUCAGUUUCUCCUCGCCGGCCGCCAAGGUGAUAAGCCCGGCGAAGUUCGUCGUCCCAAGGGUUUGGCUCGAAACGUCGAGACUGUGGACUCCAAAUCUUUCGCUCUGACGCACUCCAAACCUGGCCUGCUCUCGCUUUGUCUCUCCGAAAACGACGACGAUGAGGAUAUUAAGCUCGACCCAGAAUACCGAAAUGUCGAGUUCUUGAUCACCACCGGUCCUGGACCUUGCCCAGAGCUUGAUAACAAGAACAUUGUAUUCGGUUCGGUACUUGAAGGUUUGGAUGUGGUGACAGCCAUUGCUGCCAUACCAACUUACAGACCAGCUGAAAGGAUUAAGCAAUUCAACGAUUUGGCUGAGUUUUUCGGGGACGAAAGAGCUCAGAAUGCUCGUUCGAGCUGGAACAGACCUCUUAAGACUAUUUUUAUCAGUGAUUGUGGAGAAGUCAAAGUGACAAAGCCUUCACUUUCUCCUCCUAGUCUACCUUAACACCAUUACACCAACCAAAUCAUUCAUUAUUAUUUCAAAUUUCCCAUGGUGGUAACAAUGCUUCUUUCCUUUGUCCAUAUUUUUAUUGUUUUGUAUAUCUUUCUUGAGAAAAGGAUUUUGUUCUACUGAGUUUAAUGCAUGAAGAAAUGAAAGAAAAAUAUAAACCAGAGUUCAAUACUAUAA
This is a messenger RNA of Cannabis sativa, 1388 nucleotides long. RefSeq names its product peptidyl-prolyl cis-trans isomerase CYP28, chloroplastic. Lineage: Eukaryota; Viridiplantae; Streptophyta; Magnoliopsida; Rosales; Cannabaceae. Bases 264 to 1205 code for a protein of 313 amino acids. The transcript has 2 exons. The record is from RefSeq and is a predicted model, not a curated record. Gene Ontology annotation, biological process: protein peptidyl-prolyl isomerization. Gene Ontology annotation, cellular component: chloroplast. Gene Ontology annotation, molecular function: peptidyl-prolyl cis-trans isomerase activity.